UUUCAAGGCGGCUUCCAUUUCCCGCAUUUCUACUGCUCGUACGAGGUCCUUGCAGAACUCGGGCUACCCGCUGUCCAUCACAGUGAAGUAGAUGAGCUCGCUGUGAGGCCAUCUUUACUCCAGCUCCUCAACACAUCAACAUGCCAUUGGCAGGGCAUCCGCCAGGACCAUAUGGUUGUUGUACGUGAGGGUGACGUGUUGUUCUUGAAGCAUGCCCGCGUCACAGAUUGCCACGAGCUAGACGAGCUCCUU
Messenger RNA from Suillus clintonianus, 252 nucleotides. RefSeq lists its product as uncharacterized. NCBI's taxonomy places the organism in Eukaryota, Fungi, Basidiomycota, Agaricomycetes, Boletales, Suillaceae. The annotation marks the transcript as partial. The transcript has a single exon. The record is from RefSeq and is a predicted model, not a curated record.